AUGUUAGACAGAGGUUUAAUUCAACCUAGUAACAGUCCUUGGUCCUCGCCAAUCGUGCUAGCUCCGAAGAAAGACGGUGAUUACCGGUUUUGCGUUGACUUUCGACGUGUUAACUCCGUAACAAAGAAGGACGCUCAGCCAAUGCCCCGUAUCGACGACAUUCUAGACCAGUUGGGGGGUGCACAUUACUUCAGUACCCUAGAUCUCGCUUCCGGGUAUUGGCAGGUACCGUUAAGAGAGGAAGAUAGGGAGAAGACUGCAUUUUCGGUGGGAGUAGACCACUACGAAUUCACGGUGAUGCCUUUCGGUUUAACCAACGCUUCCGCCACGUUUCAGCGCAUGAUGGGGAACGUCUUGAAGGGGAUAAAGGGGUGCCUUGUUUUCAUCGACGACAUAAUCAUCUUUUCCGAGACGUGGGAGGAACACCAGCUAAUUUUGAAAGAAGUAUUUAGUCGUAUUCGCGCUGCUGGGUUGAAAGUAAAGCGGGAAAAGUGCCAGUUCGCGCAAGAGUCAGUUAAGUUUCUUGGGCAUGUCGUAUCGGCGCGAGGGACCGAGCCUGACCCAUCGAAGGUUGAGGCGGUGCGAGACUUUGCAACCCCAUCUUCCCUUACCGAGGUUCGUGCAUUCAUCGGUAUGGCAUCUUACUAUCGAAGAUUUAUAAAGAAUUUCGCGGACAUCGCCACGCCCCUGCAUGACAUGACUAAAGGUAGUCAGCCAGAGUUCAACUGGACGCCAUUAGCGGACAAGUC
Paramuricea clavata is the source of this 749-nucleotide messenger RNA. The record is from the annotation of a GenBank genome assembly. Lineage: Eukaryota; Metazoa; Cnidaria; Anthozoa; Malacalcyonacea; Plexauridae.